Messenger RNA from Psammomys obesus (fat sand rat), 2633 nucleotides. RefSeq names its product tripartite motif containing 26 (gene Trim26). The transcript has 8 exons. Gene Ontology annotation, molecular function: zinc ion binding; protein binding. NCBI's taxonomy places the organism in Eukaryota, Metazoa, Chordata, Mammalia, Rodentia, Muridae. The coding region runs from base 262 to 1881 and encodes 539 amino acids. The record is from RefSeq and is a predicted model, not a curated record.
GCGGCUCGGCGAGCUCGGGUGCCCGCCGCGUCCUCCGCUCGCCGCCGGGCCUCUGGUCCUGAGCUCGCUGCGUUCCUUCCUCAGGUCCCGCCGGACUCACUUCAGUGUCCUUAGUCCCCGGGCCAGCGGUGAGCAGGACCCGGAUGACGUUCACCUGGCGGCCCGGAGCCCCGAGUGACCGAAGGCAAGUCUCCUGGUCUGGUCCCUGAGGAAGAAGAAAACCCUUACUAAGGAACAGAGACCCCCAAGGCUAAGGCCAGGAUGGCAGCAUCAGCCCCCUUAAGGACCCUGGAGGAGGAGGUGACCUGCUCCAUCUGCCUGGAUUACCUGCGGGACCCAGUGACCAUUGACUGUGGCCAUGUCUUCUGCCGCAGCUGCACAAGUGAUAUCCGCCCCAUUUCGGGGAGCCGCCCCGUCUGCCCACUCUGCAAGAAGCCCUUUAAGAAGGAGAACAUCCGGCCUGUGUGGCAGUUGGCCAGUCUGGUAGAGAAUAUUGAGCGGCUGAAGGUGGACAAUGGCAGGCAGCCGGGGGAGCUGGCCAGAGAGCCACAGGACACGAAGCUGUGCGAGCGGCACCAGGAGAAGCUGCACUACUACUGUGAGGACGAUGGCAAGCUGCUGUGCGUGAUGUGCCGGGAGUCCCGGGAGCACCGCCCGCACACUGCCGUGCUGGUAGAGAAGGCCGCCCUGCCUCACCGGGAAAAAAUUCUGAACCACCUGAACACCCUAAGGAGAGACAGAGAAAAAAUCCAGGGCUUUCAGGCCAAGGGAGAAGCCGAUAUUUUGGAUGCACUGACGAAGCUGCAGGAGCAGAGGCAGUACAUUGUGGCGGAAUUUAAGCAGGGCCACCAGUUUCUAAAGAAGCGGGAGCAGCACCUGCUAGACCAGCUGGCCACCCUGGAGCAGCUGCUCAAUGAGGGCCGGGAGAAGUUCAAGACCCGGGGUGUCAGCGAGCUUGGCCGCUUGGCUCUGGUCAUCUCCGAGCUUGAAGGCAAAGCACGGCAGCCAGCUGCAGAACUAAUGCAGGACACCAAGGACUUUGCCAACAGGUACCCACGGAAGAAGUUCUGGAUUGGAAAAGCCAUCCCUCACAUGGUUAAAAGAAAGGCAGGAGAAUUCUCAGAUAAACUUCUUUCUCUGCAGCGAGGCCUGAGGCAGUUCCAGGGCAAGCUGCUGAGAGACUUGGAGUAUAAGACAGUGAGUGUCACCCUGGACCCACAGUCGGCCAGCGGGUACCUGCAGCUCUCAGAGGACUGGAAGUGUGUGACCUAUACCAGCCAGUACCAGAGUGACUGCCUGCACCCCCAGCAGUUUGACUGUGAGCCAGGGGUGUUGGGCAGCAAGGGCUUCACCUGGGGCAAGGUAUACUGGGAGGUGGAGUUGGAGAGGGAAGGCUGGUCAGAGGAUGAGGAGGAGGGAGAGGAGGAAGAAGAAGGGGAAGAGGAGGAAGAUGAUGAUGAGGCUGGCUAUGAGGAUGGAUAUGAAGACUGGGAAACAGAUGAGGAUGAGGAAUCCCUAGGGGAGGAAGAGGAGGAGGAAGAGGAAGAAGACGAAGAAGUUCUGGAAAGUUGCAUGGUGGGAGUGGCUAAAGACUCUGUGAAGAGGAAAGGGGACCUGUCCCUGCGGCCAGAGGAUGGUGUGUGGGCCCUUCGGCUCUCCCCCUCAGGCAUCUGGGCCAACACAAGCCCCGAGGCCCAGCUCUUCCCAGUGCUAAGGCCCCGGAGAGUGGGCAUCGCCCUGGAUUAUGAAGGGGGCACUGUGACCUUCACCAAUGCAGAGUCACAGGAACUCAUCUACACCUUCUCAGCCACCUUCAGCCGGCGCCUGGUUCCUUUCCUGUGGCUCAAGUGGCCAGGAACACGCCUUCUACUAAGACCCUGAGUUCUAGAACCUGCCUGGGCCACACUAUGGAAAUUUUACUUUUCUGAGAUUCCAGGACUCUGUGAUGAAGAAGUGUUGCCUGGAUCCACGUCCAUGGAAACUUCCCUUGCUGGGAUCCCAAGACUAUCUGAUGGAGGCAGGUUCUUGGCCAGAGCACCAGGAGGAGAAGGGAGGAGGGACGUCGCAUCUGCUGCCACCCAUCUCCCCACUGCUAUGGCCAAGAUAUCUCUUAGCACUGUCACUCUAUUUCUUGUUCCAGCUUCUCACCCUCCUGACCGUUUCCUCUGGGGUCUCCUGCUCUGAAGACCAAUUGACUCCCUCCUUCCUGAGCAUUCCUUUAUGUUGGCUCUGUGCUCUUCAGUUGAACAAACAGGGCAGCAACAUUUCCUGGUUCAGUUGUUAUCCAGUGCCCACGGGAAGACCUUUGCUGACAUCUGAAGCCAUUUUGCUGUCCCCAGAUUGGAGGUUCACCUUGCCCAAAACCACUCUGUCUCCUACCUUUCCUGGCCUCUUAAACUUACUUUUCCUACCCUAUCAGAGUUAAGUACCUAAAGAUCCAGAGAUGGACAUAGACCUGCUGAAGUUUGUGUCCUGGGGUACUGGUGGGACCUCCUGGUGUGGCUAGCAAAGCUCAUGGUCUCCAAUCCUGGAUCUGAGGAGGUGGGACUCCCAGGUCCAUCUGUAUCUCAGAAAGCAUCUAGGUACUGUGGCUCAGGUAGCAGUUGUGGUCAAUAAAUUACCUCUGCAGAGUA